UUUUUAUUGUGUUAUUUUAUUAAAUAAUUUAUAAACAAAUCCUAACCUAAUAUAAACACGUAUCUAAUAAAUAUAUAUAUUUGUAAUAAGUUUAAAUAUUUUUAUGAAAAAUGGCUAAUAUAGCUUUAAGCGAGGCCGAGAAAACAUUUAUUCUUCAUGGCGUGGAGGAAGAUUUUCGUGUAGACGGGCGUUCUUGUCGUGAUUACCGCCCGAUGGAAUUGGAAACGGAGCUAGUAAAUAAUGCCAGCGGCUCAGCGCGUUUAAGAUUAGCAAAUACCGAUAUUUUAGUGGGAAUUAAAACUGAAAUUGAUAAACCUUCUAUUCAAUUUCCUGAACGUGGAAAAAUUGAGUUCUUUGUUGACUGUUCAGCCAACGCAGCACCUGAGUUUGAAGGCCGCGGUGGCGAAGAAUUAGCCUUGGAAUUAGCUGACACAUUAGCUAACGCGUAUGAAUCUUCUUUGGCUUUUGAUUUAAAAGAUUUGUGCAUUCUUCCUGGUCAACAAUGUUGGAAACUAUACGUUGAUAUAUUGAUUUUGGAAUGUGGUGGUAAUCUGUUUGAUGCUGUCUCUCUAGCAGCAAAAGCUGCCUUGUAUAAUACAAAAAUACCGCGUGUUACUUCUGCUCUCAUGGAUGCCGGAGAAGCUGACCUAAUUAUUAGCGAUGAUCCUCACGAUUCCACACGUAUAAAAAUUGAUCAUAUACCCAUACUGGUAACUGUUUGUAAAAUUGGCGACUGCUGUGUGGUAGAUCCUUCGGCAGAAGAAGAGGAAUGCAGCACAGCAUCAAUAGUGGUAGCAGUGUCCCGUCGCGACGAUUCAACUUUCAUUUCGCACACUCAUACAGUAGGUCAUGGUUCUUUGCACAAGGACACAGUUUUCAAUUGCCUGAAACUAGGAGUACCCGUGGCCGAACAGCUUAACGAAGCUUUAAUGAAAACUUUAAUACUGGAAGAAAGCGUACUAGGCAUGCAAAAAAAUAGGUCUGUUGGUUUUUUGAAGUAGUACCAUUUACCAAAAACCAACUUUAAAUCAUGCCUCAAAUGUUUUAUUAGAAAUGUUUUUAUAAUUUAAAAUUUUUCUAUAAAAUACACUUUUU
This is a messenger RNA of Glossina fuscipes, 1095 nucleotides long. It is a transcript of the gene Rrp42, whose product is annotated as exosome complex component RRP42. The coding region runs from base 111 to 1001 and encodes 296 amino acids. The record is from RefSeq and is a predicted model, not a curated record. Gene Ontology annotation, cellular component: cytoplasmic exosome (RNase complex); nuclear exosome (RNase complex). NCBI's taxonomy places the organism in Eukaryota, Metazoa, Arthropoda, Insecta, Diptera, Glossinidae. Gene Ontology annotation, biological process: U1 snRNA 3'-end processing; exonucleolytic trimming to generate mature 3'-end of 5.8S rRNA from tricistronic rRNA transcript (SSU-rRNA, 5.8S rRNA, LSU-rRNA); nuclear polyadenylation-dependent mRNA catabolic process. The transcript has 5 exons.